Messenger RNA from Physeter macrocephalus (sperm whale), 3143 nucleotides. It is a transcript of the gene IKBKE, whose product is annotated as inhibitor of nuclear factor kappa B kinase subunit epsilon. The transcript has 16 exons. The coding region runs from base 386 to 2347 and encodes 653 amino acids. Gene Ontology annotation, molecular function: protein serine/threonine kinase activity; ATP binding. Gene Ontology annotation, biological process: peptidyl-serine phosphorylation. Gene Ontology annotation, cellular component: cytoplasm. The record is from RefSeq and is a predicted model, not a curated record. NCBI's taxonomy places the organism in Eukaryota, Metazoa, Chordata, Mammalia, Artiodactyla, Physeteridae.
CUCUGUCUCUUUAAGAGAGAGAAAGAACGAAAUCAGGAAGUGUGAGAGAACUGAGAGCCGGCAGGGAGCUGAGCCGAGUGUUGACCUCUGCUCCCAGUUCUCGCAGCUCCCAGGGUGGCACGCGGCCACUUCAACUGGCCCGUCUUCAGGGUCCCAGGGCCCGUGGCCACCAGGGUGCUAUGGGCGCUGCCCAUGAAUGACAAGCCCUGAAAGCUCUGGGGGCGUCACGUGGUCCCACAAGCCUGCAUGCCCCACAGCCGAGAUGGGCUCAGCUCCUGGACUUGCCACAGACAGAAAGCAUAACACACACUUGCUGGGGAGAGUCUUUGCCUGAUCGGAGGCUGCUCAGAGCACAGGAAGGUGGCCGGCCAGCUGGGAGCGGGAAAUGCAGAGCACCGUCAAUUACCUGUGGCACACGGAUGACCUGCUGGGGCAGGGAGCCACCGCCAGUGUGUACAAGGCCCGAAACAAGAAAUCCGGGGAGCUGGUUGCUGUGAAGGUCUUCAACACGGCCAGCUACCUGCGACCCCACGAGGUGCAGGUGAGGGAGUUUGAGGUCCUGCGGAAGCUGAACCAUCAGAACAUCAUCAAGCUCUUUGCGGUGGAGGAGAUGGGGGGCAGCCGGCAGAAGGUGCUGGUGAUGGAGUACUGCUCCAGCGGGAGCCUGCUGAGUGUGCUGGAGAGCCCUGAGAACGCCUUCGGUCUGCCUGAGGACGAGUUCCUGGUGGUGCUGCGCUGUGUGGUGGCCGGCAUGAACCACCUGCGGGAGAACGGCAUCGUCCACCGAGACAUCAAGCCGGGGAACAUCAUGCGCCUGGUCGGGGAGGAGGGGCAGAGCAUCUACAAGCUGACGGACUUCGGGGCAGCCCGGGAGCUGGAUGACGACGAGAAGUUCGUCUCGGUCUACGGCACCGAGGAGUACCUGCACCCUGACAUGUAUGAGCGGGCGGUGCUUCGCAAGCCCCAACAGAAAGCUUUUGGGGUGGCCGUGGAUCUCUGGAGCAUUGGGGUGACCCUGUACCAUGCGGCCACUGGCAGCCUGCCCUUCGUCCCCUUUGGAGGACCCCGGCGCAACAAGGAGAUCAUGUACCGGAUCACCACGGAGAAGCCAGCCGGGGCCAUUGCAGGCACUCAGAGGCUGGAGAACGGGCCCCUGGAGUGGAGCUACACCCUCCCCGUCACCUGCCAGCUGUCCAUGGGACUGCAGAGCCAGCUCGUGCCCAUCCUUGGCAACAUCCUGGAGGUGGAGCAGGCCAAGUGCUGGGGCUUCGACCAGUUCUUUGCGGAGACCAGUGACAUCCUGCAGCGAGUUGUCGUCCAUGUCUUCUCCUUGCCGCAGGCCGUCAUGCACCACGUCUACAUCCACGCGCACAACACGAUAGCCAUCUUUCUGGAGGCCGUGUACAAGCAGACCAACGUGGCCCCCCAGCACCAGGAGUACCUCUUUGAGGGUCACCUCUGUGUCCUCGAGCCCAGCCUCUCAGCACAGCACAUCGCCCACACGACAGCAAGCAGCCCCCUGACCCUGUUCAGCAUGGUCAGCGAGACCCCCAAGGGGCUGGCCUUCAGGGACCCUGCUCUGGACAUCCCCAAGUUUGUCCCCAAAGUGGACCUGCAGGCAGAUUACAACACGGCCAAGGGUGUGUUGGGUGCCGGCUUCCAGGCCCUGAGGCUGGCACAGGCCUUGCUGGCAGGACAGGAGCUGAUGCUUCGGGGGCUGCACUGGUUCGUGGAGAUACUCCAGGCCACGUGCAGGCGGACGCUGGAGGUCACGAGGAUGGCCCUCCUCUUCCUCAGCAGCAGCCUCGGCACUGAGAGGUUCAGCAACGUGCCUGGGGUGCCUGAGAUCCAGGAACUGAAGAGGGCCGCAGAGCUGAGGUCCAAGCUGCGUACCUUGGCUGAGGUCCUCUCCAGAUGUUCCCAUAAUAUCACAGAGACCAAGACGACCCUGAGCAAGCUGAGCUCUGAGCUGAUGAAGAACCGGGAUCAGGUACAUGAGGACAGAAGCAUCCAGCAGAUUCAGUGCUGUUUGGACAAGAUGUAUCUCAUUUACAAACAGUUCAAGAAAUCCAGGAUGAGGCCAGGUGAGCCGCAGGGAGAGCAAAACACUCAUGCUCUCCCCUCCCUCCCUCCUUCCUUCCCUUGGGUUAGCUGGCUGUCUCUAACCCUCCAUCCAGUGGCGUUGCUGGAGGCCCACUAUGCGGGUGGCGCUCCGUGGUGCCCGGGUGCCUCUGGUCUAGGGCAAGGUCGCUGCCUGCAGGCUGCCUGCACACCAGUGAGGGACAUGAAGCCUUUCCACCUUUGCCUGUUGCCACAUAGGGGCUCAGCUGAGGCCUGGAUGCUAUAGACGUGGUGGCCUUGAAAGAGACCCCUCACCUUUGCAGGGCACUCUACAGUUUAAGGAGUGUUUCCCUAUCCGUUGUGACUUUGGCUCACUGAAGUGUUAGUCAGGCUUUCCAGAAAAGGGAGGAUCGGGAGAAAUACCAGUUAGAGUCAUUAGUCCAGGCACUUGGCCUGCAUUAUCUACCGAGCCUCACCAAGACCCUCUGGGCAGGAGCAGCUCAUUUACAGGUCCAGGGAUGGGAAGCUUCUCACCCAUCAUGGGGUAGGGGAGGGUCGAACCCAGGGCUGGGGCUGACGGCAGCGGGGGUUGUGGGGGGAGCCUGGGGAGGCUCCAGGUGACUCUCGGGGUUGGGGAGCUAACACUCCAGGAACCGACCGACACUCUCGCCCACCCAUGCCCCCAGCAUUUCCUAAUGUGCAGGAAAUCAAUACUUGAGGGCUUGCGCCUGACUGCAAAUUCUCUUCUGUCCCUAGGAUUAUCUAAAAAGCACUGUCCCGUAGGAAUGCAAUGCCAGGCACGUUUGUAAUUUUAAGUUUACUAGUAGCCAAAAUUUAAAAAGUAGAAAGAAACAGGUGAAAUUUAUUUUAAUAACAUAUUUUAUACAACGCAAUAUUUUCAAGUUGUCAUUUCAGCAUGUAAUCAAUAGAAACAAUUAUUAAAGAGAUAUUUUACAUUCUCUUUUGUGCUAAGUCUUCACAAUCCCGUGUGUAUUUUACACUCACUGGCCAUCUCUAUUUGGAAGCUAAUUUUUUAACAAAAUGAAAUGUACUCUUACCAAAAUAAUAAAGCUGUGUUUGAU